Molecule: messenger RNA, 1062 nt
Organism: Nymphaea colorata (pocket water lily)
Lineage: Eukaryota; Viridiplantae; Streptophyta; Magnoliopsida; Nymphaeales; Nymphaeaceae
Product: chlorophyll a-b binding protein of LHCII type 1
Exons: 1
Coding region: 67-870 (267 amino acids)
Biological process (GO): response to light stimulus; photosynthesis, light harvesting in photosystem I
Cellular component (GO): chloroplast thylakoid membrane; chloroplast envelope; plastoglobule
Source: RefSeq, a predicted model, not a curated record
GCCCCACUUAAACUCACUCACCCACACACCUUUGCAGAAGAGAAAUCUGAGAAGAGAGAGCAAGCAAUGGCAACCAUGGCUCUGUCUUCCCCAACUCUGGCCGGAAAGGCGGUCAAGCUGACCCCCUCUGCCGCCUCAGAGAUGCUCGGUGAUGGGCGCGUCACCAUGAGGAAGAGCGUCUCCAAGCCCACCAGGGUGGCCUCCUCCGGCAGCCCCUGGUACGGCCCAGACCGUGUCAAAUACCUCGGCCCCUUGUCCGGCGAGCCCCCAUCCUACCUUACCGGUGAGUUCCCCGGUGACUACGGCUGGGACACCGCUGGGCUCUCAGCCGACCCCGAGACCUUCGCCAAGAACAGGGAGCUGGAGGUGAUCCACGCUAGGUGGGCUAUGUUGGGCGCACUCGGCUGCGUCUUCCCCGAGCUGCUCGCCAGGAACGGCGUCAAGUUCGGUGAGGCCGUGUGGUUCAAGGCCGGAGCUCAGAUCUUCAGCGAGGGAGGGCUCGACUACCUCGGCAACCCCAGCCUGAUCCAUGCACAGAGCAUCUUGGCCAUCUGGGCCUGCCAGGUCAUUCUCAUGGGUGCCGUUGAGGGGUACCGCAUUGCCGGCGGACCGCUCGGUGAGGUGACAGAUCCCCUGUACCCCGGUGGCAGCUUCGACCCACUUGGCCUCGCGGACGACCCCGAGGCAUUCGCCGAGCUUAAGGUGAAGGAACUCAAGAAUGGCAGGCUGGCCAUGUUCUCCAUGUUCGGGUUCUUCGUUCAGGCCAUCGUCACCGGCAAGGGACCUCUCGAGAACCUUGCCGACCACCUCGCCGACCCCGUCAACAACAACGCCUGGGCCUACGCCACCAACUUCGUCCCCGGCAAGUGAGGCCUUUCUCCGACUGUGAUGGACGGAUGAAGAGUUCAGACUAGGAUUGAGUGAAUGAGUUAAAAAGAGUCAUGAUCAUCUAUGUGGGGGCGUUUGAUCUGGUGGUUUGUACAUGAAAUGGAAGGAUUAAGAGUUUGUGUCAUGUUAGUGUGAGAACCUUUUCCAAUUAAUCAAGAGAUAUUCAUUGUCCAA